Bipolaris zeicola 26-R-13 is the source of this 345-nucleotide messenger RNA. RefSeq lists its product as uncharacterized. The transcript has 2 exons. The record is from RefSeq and is a predicted model, not a curated record. The coding region runs from base 1 to 345 and encodes 114 amino acids. Lineage: Eukaryota; Fungi; Ascomycota; Dothideomycetes; Pleosporales; Pleosporaceae.
AUGCUUCCCAUCAAGACUCUGCUCGCUACCCUCCUCAUCGCCGAUAGCGUCUUUGCUCUCCCCAAGGCAGCGCCCGACGCCAUUGAAAUCGUUGCACGCGACGCUGCUCCAGUCGCCGAGGCUGCCCCUGAGCCUGCCACUCUUGACAAACGGGCGUGCAGGUGCAUCCGACUCUCAAAUCCAGGCCUUUACUGUGGAUACUGCUACAGUGGCACCAUUGUCACCUCUGGGCGUAUCAACAACCAUGUGUACUGGUGCAACACGGCUGGAGGCUGUGAGGAUCUUGGCGUUAGAAACAGUUGCACUGCCAGGGCGGGACCGUGUGAUGGCAGGGACAGCGGCUAG